CUCGCGCUCGCUCACACCUGUUUGCCGUGACGUCGCUGUGCGCAAAUCGCUUUGCAAAGACACUUUGACACUAAGAUACUGGGAAAUGCUCUGCGUUGUCGUCCCCUCCACGAAAGGCGCUGUGUCGACUCUAAGGACUAUUGUUAUUGUCAUUAUUGUUGUCUGUUGUUGUUGUUGACUGUGGUUUGUUCUCGAUGCAGCUGAACGUUUUGGCCGGGAAAGGGAGAGAGUGUAACAGAGCGGGAAGCUUGCACUCCGAGGGGACACCUCCUCGACUGUCCCGGAGAGAGAGAGAGACAGAGAGAGAGAGAGAGAGAGAGAAGGGGGAGAGAGAGAGAGCUGUGGGGAAAACCUGCCUUCUCAUCACCUACACAACCAAUCUCUUCCCGGAGGAGUACAUCCCCACCGUGUUCGAUAACUACUCUGCUACAGUGACUGUGGAUGGCCACAUGGUGAACCUGGGACUGUGGGACACAGCGGGGCAGGAGGACUACGACAGACUCCGACCUCUCUCCUACCCCCAGACCGACGUCUUUGUGAUCUGCUUUUCUAUGGUCAGCCCUGCCUCCUUCCAGAAUGUGCGAGCCAAGUGGUUCCCUGAGGUGAAGCGGCAUUGCCCCCACUCCCCCAUCAUCCUGGUGGGCACUAAGCUGGAUCUGCGGGAGGACAAGGAGACUCUGGACAAGCUGAAAGAGAAGAACCUGGCGCCUGUGACCUGCGAACAAGCCACUCAAGUGGCCAAGGAGAUCGGAGCUGUGAAGUUUAUUGAGAGCUCAGCGCUACUGCAGCGAGGGCUGAAAGCUGUGUUUGAGGAGGCCAUUCGCUCUGUGAUCUUCCGUCCCGCCCAGAAGCGAAAGCUAAAGUGUUCCUUAAUGUAAAGGUUGGAAGAGGGCGCGAGAGAAGGUUCGGCCUCAAGCCAGCACCUCGUCUCUGGGAUAAGAAGACUCUUGGUGGAGG
This is a messenger RNA of Callorhinchus milii (elephant shark), 957 nucleotides long. RefSeq names its product ras-related C3 botulinum toxin substrate 1. Gene Ontology annotation, biological process: small GTPase-mediated signal transduction; regulation of cell shape; cortical cytoskeleton organization. NCBI's taxonomy places the organism in Eukaryota, Metazoa, Chordata, Chondrichthyes, Chimaeriformes, Callorhinchidae. The record is from RefSeq and is a predicted model, not a curated record. The transcript has 7 exons. Gene Ontology annotation, molecular function: GTP binding; GTPase activity; protein kinase binding. Bases 195 to 878 code for a protein of 227 amino acids. Gene Ontology annotation, cellular component: cell cortex; cytoskeleton; cytoplasmic vesicle.